Messenger RNA from Entamoeba invadens IP1, 1149 nucleotides. RefSeq lists its product as hypothetical. Bases 1 to 1149 code for a protein of 382 amino acids. Lineage: Eukaryota; Evosea; Mastigamoebida; Endamoebidae. The transcript has a single exon. Gene Ontology annotation, cellular component: membrane. The record is from RefSeq and is a predicted model, not a curated record.
AUGAAAGUCAAUAAGGCUUUACUUCAACAAAUCCAUGUGUUGUGUGGGAUGCUUCUCUUUGGUACGGGUAGUAGCGUCACGAUGAAAUUGCAACUUGAAAUGGAGUGUACUGGAUAUGACAACGUCUCGCACACCUUCGAUAAGCCGAUCUUCCAGUCGAUCAUUAUGUUUCUCUCGAUGUCACUCUGUUUCUUUAUCGAGAAGCUCAUUGAGUUGUACCAACGCCGAACAGCGAAAGGUGGCGAGUACGCACAAAUGAGUGAUUCUGAACAAACGGAGUCGCCGUCUGUCUUUGUCAUCUUAAUUCCAACAACAUUCGACUUAGUAGCGUCGACCAUUAUGACUUUUGGGUUGAUAUAUACGCCAGCUUCUGUAUUCCAAAUGUUAAGAGGUUCUAUGAUCAUCUUCUCGUCGAUUCUUUCUCGUAUAUUCAUUGGCAAGAAAGUGAGAUGGGGACAAUUACUUGGUAUCUUUAUUUCUGUUGUUGCGCUGAUUAUGGUGGGUAUUUCGGCGAUAUCAGGAGGCUCCUCUGGAUUGAAUGAAACCACUGGCCUUCAAACGUUCUAUGGAAUUUGCCUUAUUCUUAUCGCUCAAUUCAUCCAAGCCGGUCAAAUCGUUGCCGAAGAGUUUUUCAUGAAAAACAUGUCAUUGCCUCCUCUUAAGGUUGUCGCGUUCGAAGGCAUUUUCGGUGUCAUUGAAACAGUUUGUGUCAUGUGCCCACUCGGGUUUUUCUUGCCGGGGUCAGACUACAGCACCAUGACACACAACUCCCUUGAGAACACUUACGACUCAUUCAUCUGUAUGUUUAACUCGUGGGGUAUUAUUGGUAUCAUGAUCAUCUUUGCUAUUGCUGUCCUUGGUCUCAACGCGUAUGGUAUGAUGGUUACUAAGUAUUUCAACGCAGUCAACAGAACCAUUUUUGAAAGUGUGAGAACAGCGUGUGUGUGGGUAGUAAUGGUUAUCAUCGAAUUCUGUUGGAAAGGACACGGUGAGGAACUCACAUGGUGGUCAAUUUUGGAAUUGGCCGGUUUUAUUGUGCUCUUCUUCUCGUCUCUUAUCUAUAACAGAAUCAUCAAAAUCCCAUUCAUUGAGAAAUACGAUCUUAUCAUUGAUGAGGAUGAAAAGCAGAAACAAGCCAAGAAUAAUUGA